UGCUGCUGCUACUGCUGCUGGGACCGACCUGCAUUGUAAGAGGACGGGAAGUGUGCUUUUUGGGGGGGCUUAUUGUACGGAAGACGCAUGAAACCGCCGGCAUGUGUGCGUUAAGAGUUGUGCUCUGCCGAACGCUUUGCAGCGUCUCCAAACCUGCCCUGAGAAUGACCAUCCAGAAUGGAUCUGUGAUACCUGCCAGAGACUGCUCUCUGGCAGGAAAUAAGAGAAACACCCUGAGAUGGGACCUGUCACCAGCUGAGAUCAGGACCACAACAGACUGCUUGAUAAACAGAGUAAAGAAGGUGUACGAUGACAUCGGAUCUCUAAAGAUAGAAAAUGUUACUGUCGAAAACACCCUGAAAGCCUUGGCUAAUGUCAAGAUGGAUUAUGCCUCAUCACGUCAUGUUCUUGACUUCCCCCAGUAUGUUUGUCCUUCUAAAGAGGUCCGGACAGCGAGCACAGAAGCAGACAAGAAACUGUCUGAGUUUGAUGUGGAGAUAAGUAUGAGGGAAGAUGUGUUCAAGCGAAUCACUGCCCUGCAGGUAACACUCCAAGACGACCUUUCACCUGAAGAAAGGCGAUUCAUAGACAGGCUUGUUACAUUGGGCAAGAGGAAAGGAUUGCACCUGUCUAAAGAUAUACAGGAGGAAAUAAAAAGAACCUCCAAGCUUAUAAGUGAACUCUCCAUAGAGUUCAACAAGAAUCUGAAUGAGGACAACACGUUCCUUGUGUUUUCUGAGCAUGAGUUGGGUGGGCUAGCUGAUAGCUAUCUCAAUGGACUGGACAAGACAGCAGAUGGGCGUUUUAAAGUGACACUUGAAUAUCCUCAUUACUAUCCCUUGAUGAAGAGGUGUCACAAUCCUGAGACCAGGAGGAAGAUGGAAACCGCUUUUCACAGCAGGUGUAAAGAGGUAAACACAGCGAUCCUGGAGGAGUUGAUACAACUGAGGGCAAAGGUCGCAGACUUACUUGGUUACAGUAGCCAUGCGAACUAUGUGCUGGAGAUUAACAUGGCCAAGAAUGCAAGCAAUGUGUCUGAGUUUUUAGACUCAUUCUAUGAAACGCUGAAGCCAGUUGGAGUCAAGGAGAGGAAGUACAUUCUGGCGCUGAAGAAGCGGGAGUGCUUGAUGAAGGGCCACCAGUUUGACGGACAGAUCAACGCCUGGGACCUUCCCUACUACAUGAAUCAAGUGGAGCAGUGCAAGUUUGCUGUGAACAAGGACAAACUGAUCGAGUAUUUCCCGCUUGACGUGGUGACAGAAGGACUGCUUGGUAUCUACCAGGAGCUGCUGGGCCUCACAUUCACGGAGGUGGAACGCGCUCACGUGUGGCAUGAAAACGUCAAGCUUUACUCAGCCCAGGACGCUAAAACAGGAGAGGAGGUUGGCCAGUUCUACCUGGACUUACAUCCAAGGGAAGGAAAGUAUGGCCAUGCAGCCUGCUUUGGACUCCAGCCCGGCUGCAGAGGCCCUGAUGGAAAACGCAGGCUUCCAGUGGCAGCCAUGGUGGCUAACUUUACCAAGCCCAGAAAAGGUUGGCCCUCUCUCCUCCAGCACCAUGAAGUGGAGACUUAUUUUCAUGAGUUUGGUCAUGUUAUGCACGAGCUCUGCUCUCAGACCGCUUUUUCAGAAUUCAGUGGGACCCUGGUGGAGACGGACUUUGUGGAGGUGCCUUCACAGAUGCUUGAGAACUGGGUUUGGGAGAAGGAGCCUCUGAGGAGAAUGUCUGGCCACUACAAGGACGGCACCCCAAUCCCAGACAACCUGCUGGACAAACUGAUCGCAUCCAGAGUAGCCAACACUGGACUGAUGAACCUCCGUCAGGUAGUCCUCAGUAAAGUGGAUCAGUCGCUACACACCAGCCCUCAUGCAGAUACAACUGAGGUGUUUGCAAAGCACUGCCAGGACAUCCUGGGUGUUCCCGCUACACCAGGUACCAAUAUGACAGCCAGUUUCAGCCACUUGGCUGGAGGAUACGAUGGUCAGUACUAUAGCUAUCUGUGGAGUGAAGUCUACUCCAUGGACAUUUUCUUCAGUCGAUUUAAAAAGGAAGGCAUUAUGAAUCCAAAGGUUGGAAAAGAGUACAGAGGGGUGAUUCUGGAAGCAGGUGGCUCGGUGGAUGGGAUGGACAUGCUGAAAACCUUCCUCGGACGUUCACCGUGUCAGGAUGCCUUCUUUCAGUGCAAAGGACUGAUUAGAUCACAGGAAACUGAAACAUUAUAAUCAGAUUAGACCACUUUGUCAAAGCGAUGCAUAUUUUUAAGUGUCUAGAUGCAGGGUCCAUGUCUGUAGAGAAAUGGCUUUACAUGAAGUGCAUUAUUACUGGGUUUAAGUUUUUCCACUUGGUGAUUUCUACCUCUUGGCAGCUGUUUAAAUGUACAGUAAAUCAUGGAGGGUCCUCAUGAUGAUACUUGUUAUUAAUAACAUUAAUGAUCCAGCAUGCACAUUAUGCACAACCCUUAAAAGGAAGCAGCUAAAUGGAACCGAGCCAUCAUUCAUUCAAUUAUUUACGCCUGCCCUUUUCCUGCUGUGACAUGUCAGAAUCUCCUCCAUGGAAAAGGUGUAGUCGGUGCAUGCACGACUGUAAGUUAUGUGCACUCUGAAAAUCACCUGGAUUUUUUUAAAGUGAUACAGUACUUCAAAGAUCACCAAAGGCUGUUGGAGAUGCUAACACAGUGCUCAUUGUGUCUUUGUGAGGCAGCCAAUACAUCAUAUUUCCAUUACGUUAAAAGAUUGAAAUGUAUAUAUUUACAGAUAUAGACAUGUAGUGAUUAGACCCUAUGUCCAAUCUACAGAAAGAUUUGAAAAUGUUAAAAGGACAAAGUCUUACACACAGCAUACAAUGUCAUAACUGCUCGUGUUCAAGCCAAAUAGCUCACAAAGCCAUAUUGUUAAUGCCUGCGAUAUUUAUCCAGAAAUUCCCCCUUAAAAGGCUUUCGGCUAAUGUGAUGAAAUAUCCCCAAAUCUCUCUUCUCACGAACAGGAUUAGGGGAAUGUGUUUUGUGGAAGAGGGGGGUUUUGCAUAUUUUGGGAACUUAUUAAAAUUCCCCUGCAAGGAAAAAAGUUGUGUAUACACCAGGGGGCGCCACAAGAUAGCAAAUACUGGUAUGUGAGUUUAAUAUAGUGAGGAAAGAUUGUUCUUUUUGGAAUAACACCGUCCGCGCUGAGAAUUCCUGUUUUGUUUAUUUAAAUAAAAUCCCCAUUCAU
Chelmon rostratus (copperband butterflyfish) is the source of this 3206-nucleotide messenger RNA. RefSeq names its product neurolysin (metallopeptidase M3 family) (gene nln). Gene Ontology annotation, cellular component: mitochondrial intermembrane space. The transcript has 13 exons. The record is from RefSeq and is a predicted model, not a curated record. The coding region runs from base 102 to 2222 and encodes 706 amino acids. Gene Ontology annotation, biological process: peptide metabolic process; proteolysis. Lineage: Eukaryota; Metazoa; Chordata; Actinopteri; Chaetodontiformes; Chaetodontidae. Gene Ontology annotation, molecular function: metalloendopeptidase activity.